UAAACAUUAAAUUAAUGCCGGUUUUCUGAAUUAUGUCCAGUCUAAAGUCAAAUGAAAUGGACACCAAUCCGGCUCCGGAUCCCCAGGCGCCGAUCACCCGCAAAGGCUUCCUCAUUUCGCUCAACAGCGGCACACCCAUGCCCAUUCCCGAGCAGAAUCUGUUUGGCCGCUGCCGUCCCGUCUCCGAAUUCGAGAAACUGAAUCGCGUGGGCGAAGGGAGCUACGGAAUUGUCUAUCGCGCACGUGACACCCGCAGCAAUGAGAUCGUGGCCUUGAAGAAGGUCCGCAUGGACCAGGAGAAGGACGGCCUGCCCGUCAGUGGACUGCGCGAGAUCAUGAUCCUGAAGCAGUGCCACCAUGAGAACAUAGUCCGCCUGCGAGAGGUGGUCGUGGGUAAGAGCCUGGACAGCAUCUUCCUGGUGAUGGAUUUCUGUGAGCAGGACCUGGCGUCCGUGCUGGACAACAUGUCGCAGCCCUUCACCGAGUCCGAGGUCAAGUGCAUCACGCUUCAGGUCCUGAAGGCAUUGAAGUACCUCCAUGCUCGGCACAUGAUCCACAGGGAUCUGAAGGUUUCCAAUCUCCUGAUGACCGACAAGGGAUGCAUCAAAGUUGCUGAUUUUGGCCUGGCCCGUAUGUUCAGCAAUCCCCCGAAGCCCAUGACCCCGCAGAUGGUUACUUUGUGGUACCGAGCACCGGAACUCCUCCUGGGCUGCCGGACACACACUACGGCGGUGGACAUGUGGGCAUUUGGCUGCAUUCUGGGGGAACUGCUGCUCGGAAAACCGCUGCUGCCGGGCAAUUCGGAGAUCGCGCAGCUGGACAUGAUUAUCGAUCUCUUGGGCGCCCCGUCGGAGUCCAUUUGGCCUGGCUUUGCCGAUCUGCCCGCUGUGCAGAACUUCACCCUGAGCCAGCAGCCGUACAAUAAUCUCAAAACCAAGUUCCACAUGAUUGGCCAGUCGGGCAGGAAUCUCCUGAACAUUUUGUUCAUCUACAACCCAAAUACCAGAGCCACGGCCGAGGAGUGCUUGAAUAGCAAGUACUUUGUGGAUCCGCCGAUGGCCUGCGACCCCCGCAUGAUGCCCACUUUCCCGCAGCACCGGAACAAUGCUGCAGCUGCUCCACCUGCCCAGCCGCCCGCCGACAUUCCCAUUUCCGAUCUGCUCAAUGUAUUCAUCAAGCGCCAACGCAUGGAUUAAACGAGAACGAAUUUA
This is a messenger RNA of Drosophila takahashii, 1211 nucleotides long. RefSeq names its product cyclin-dependent kinase 10 (gene Cdc2rk). The record is from RefSeq and is a predicted model, not a curated record. Gene Ontology annotation, biological process: regulation of mitotic cell cycle; protein phosphorylation. Gene Ontology annotation, cellular component: nucleus. Gene Ontology annotation, molecular function: cyclin-dependent protein serine/threonine kinase activity; ATP binding. Lineage: Eukaryota; Metazoa; Arthropoda; Insecta; Diptera; Drosophilidae.